AUGGCGCCAGGCGGCGAGUCCAAGAGCGACGACGGCAGCGACGUGGAGCAGUACGAGCUCACGGAGGACGAGGAGGAGCAGGAGCAGACCCAGCACAAAGCCCAAGACCAGGAGGCCAACGCAGACGCAGACGCGCCCCCUCCCGACUCGGCCAAGCGCGUCACGGGCAAGCGCAAGCGCUCGCUGUCCCAGAAUGACGAAGAGGAGAUCGCUCGGCGGCGCCGACGCAGGCGCUCACUGGCCUUCCAGCAGCGGCGGCGCUCUCUGACGCCCAGCGAGCGGAAGGCGGGGGCGGCAGGCACCGCUGGAGGCGCGGCGGCGGCCCCUGCGCACAGCAAACAGUACAUUAGUGACAUGUACUCGACCAUUAUCAAGAUGUCGUCGGAGAAUGUACGUGCUGCUACAGUGCAGAGGAGAGCGGGGGUAUAG
Messenger RNA from Phytophthora sojae, 429 nucleotides. RefSeq lists its product as hypothetical. The record is from RefSeq and is a predicted model, not a curated record. NCBI's taxonomy places the organism in Eukaryota, Oomycota, Peronosporomycetes, Peronosporales, Peronosporaceae. The transcript has a single exon. Bases 1 to 429 code for a protein of 142 amino acids.